This is a messenger RNA of Echinococcus granulosus, 1347 nucleotides long. RefSeq names its product DNA-binding protein D-ETS-4. Gene Ontology annotation, cellular component: nucleus. Gene Ontology annotation, molecular function: DNA-binding transcription factor activity, RNA polymerase II-specific; sequence-specific DNA binding. Bases 1 to 1347 code for a protein of 448 amino acids. Gene Ontology annotation, biological process: cell differentiation; regulation of transcription by RNA polymerase II. The transcript has 3 exons. The record is from RefSeq and is a predicted model, not a curated record. Lineage: Eukaryota; Metazoa; Platyhelminthes; Cestoda; Cyclophyllidea; Taeniidae.
AUGACAGAAAUUGGCUUUAGCCUCUGUGGAAGUGGCUUCGCCUCAGGAGCAAUGGACAGUCUUAUCGACCCCUUUUGGACGGAAUCAUCCAGCUUCUUAGAGCCUCCCUUUUGUGAACUCAAGCCUACGUCUCCUGGAUCCACAAAAUCAACAAGUAGCUUGGAUUCCUUGCUCCGAGGGGCAUCAAACACUCCUUCUGAUUCAACUCCACCUCUAUCUCCAUGGAAAAACGAUUCAGAAAGGCGCCUUCUUCCAGCUUCAUCUGAAAGGAAGGGGAACGUCUUUGACGACCCUGUGAACAGCUUGUGGCAAAGUGACGUGACUUGCGAGUGUCCUUUAACAUCAGCAAAAUUAGCACUACUGCCAAUUCUUCCAGACCAAUAUCAAACCAAGAAAACUGCACUUCUCGGUACCGAUUCGCUUCAAGGUUUUGAUGAGACUGAGGCUACUUCCACCUCUGAUGGAUUGGAGGAACAACUUGCCAGUGCCGACAAUGCCUGGACGGCUGCGCUGGAACUGCCAGCUCUCACGGCGGAAGAUGCAGGCCACCUUCUUGCUCAAACACGAAUAUCAAAUGCUCGGACAGGCCGCCUCCCAUACCGACGGACACAGCGGCGACUUCGAAAAAAAGUUUUAAACUCUCUCGAAUUCCGACGAAAUUUUGCACCUUUUACGGACUCUGAGAGCACAGAGACUGGUUCCGAAGGUGAGGAAGAUCAUAGCGAGGGGGCAUCCCCCCAUCGGAACCGCAGUCGCAUGUUCAUUGAGGGACGUGUAGAAGUGGUGGAGGACCUUUGUUCUUCUGCUCUUGAUGACAGUGAUGAAGAGGAUGUUAAUCAACCGCCUGUAAAGAAGGCAGCAAAAUCCUCUCCUCGACCACACACAUCUCUACAUUUGCGGCACACCCAGUCAUCGAAAAUCGAUUACACGGAGCCUUGGUGGCCACAACGGUCAGGUUCGGUGUUCCAACGCCUCUAUUCAAGGGGUCCAGAUGGUGGCAGCGGUAGUGUUGGACGCAGUCGAAGGCAACUAGAGCUGUGGGAGUUCAUUCUGCGCUCGCUAGAUGCGAGGCCAGUCGGCGAGACGGCAUCAGCCUUCAAGUGGGUCAAUCGGUCGGCGGGCGUGUUCCGGGUGACAGAUACACAGAAAGCUGCCAAAGAGUGGGGCCUCUAUCGUGGCAACGAGAGAAUGGACUACGAGAAGAUGGCUCGUGCUAUGCGGUUCUACUAUAAGGAGUGCGUGCUCCGGAAGGCUCGCAAACAGCUGCAUUUUCAAUUUUCCAUGCCAUUCGUCGCGUGGUCGAAGCAACAUCAUUCCUACGAAAGUGUUUUCACCUCAGCGUCGUAA